This is a messenger RNA of Schistocerca cancellata (South American locust), 1499 nucleotides long. Its product is annotated as myrosinase 1-like. Gene Ontology annotation, molecular function: beta-glucosidase activity. Bases 1 to 1440 code for a protein of 479 amino acids. The transcript is spliced from 11 exons. NCBI's taxonomy places the organism in Eukaryota, Metazoa, Arthropoda, Insecta, Orthoptera, Acrididae. The record is from RefSeq and is a predicted model, not a curated record. Gene Ontology annotation, biological process: carbohydrate metabolic process.
AUGUUGACGCCGAUUCUGUUGGCAGCCCUGCUGAGUGUCACUACGGCACAAACAGCUGUUAACCAGUUCCCGGAAGGUUUCCUUUUGGGGACCGCCACGGCGUCCUACCAGAUCGAAGGAGCGUGGAAUGAGGAUGGCAAGGGCGAGAACAUCUGGGACCACAUGCUGCACGAACACCCGGAGUACGGCACGAAUGGCGACAACGGCGACGUGGCCUGCGACUCGUACCACAAAUACCAGGAGGACGUGCAGAUGCUGAAGGCGCUCAACGCGGAUGUGUACCGGUUCUCCAUCUCGUGGGCCCGCAUCCUGCCAACCGGGGACCUCGACGUCAUCAACCAGCCGGGAAUCGACUACUACAACAACCUCAUCAACGAGCUGCUCGCGAACGGAAUUCAGCCCGUGGUGACGAUGUACCACUGGGACCUGCCACAGGCGCUGCAGUACAUCGGCGGAUGGCCGAAUCCACUGCUCGCCGACUACUUCGUGGAGUAUGCCAGAGUGCUGUUCGAAAACUUUGGAGACAGAGUGAAGUGGUGGAUCACCUUCAACGAGCCGUCCGUCUUCGUGAUGGGCUACGCGUCCUCCGGCGGCCAGGCGCCGUCGCAGAACGCCUCCGGCAUCGGCGACUACCUGGCCACGCACACCCUGCUCAGGGCACACGGACUCGUCUACCGCCUCUACGACGAACAGUACAGGGCCACGCAGAACGGUAGCGUAGGAAUCACGUUGAACAUUGGAGGAAGCGAACCAGCUUCAAACUCAACGGAAGAUUUGGAAGCCGCUGAGAGGAAUCUUCAGUUCAGUGGAGGACUCUACGCGCACCCCAUCUACAGCCAGGAUGGGGAUUACCCGGCAGUAGUGCGCCAGAGGGUGGACGCCAACAGUGCUGCAGAGGGGCGGCCCCGUUCACGGCUGCCAACUUUUACAGAGGAAGAGAUUGCGUACCUCAGAGGGGCGGCUGACUUUUUCGGGCUGAAUCACUAUUCGACGAGCAUUGUGACGUCAGGCGAGGCCGGCACAUCUCCAUCCAAGUCCAGAGACUCUGGCGUCGUCAGCGUCGGUAGUGGGCAAUAUCCUUGGGGAUUCCGAAACUUGCUGAACUGGAUCGCUAACGAAUACCCGGGCUACCCUAUAAUGGUAACAGAGAAUGGCCUCGGAAAUUCUGGUGGACUGAACGACACAGACAGGGUCGAUUACUUAACAUCUUAUCUGACGGCGCUUCUGCAAGCUGUGAACACGGAUGGAGUUCCGGUGAUCGGCUACACCGCCUGGAGCCUCAUGGACAACCUGGAAUGGAACAGAGGAUUCGAUGUCAAAUUUGGUCUGUACGAGGUGGACUUCGACAGCCCGAACAGGACCAGGACUCCGAAGGCCUCCGCCGGCGUCAUAUCGCAGAUCUACGAGACCAGAGAGGUGCCUCAGCAGUACUUCUGGUGAAGCCAUCUGGACACAUCACUGCAGCUUGUCUUGGGAAUGUGCUGUUAAAAUAAAGAUCC